AAAAGCCACCACCAGUACAGUUCACGCUUCAGGAUGGGGAAUGUUGCAAGAGGGCAAAGGGGAGCCAUCCAGGGGGAUGCCACAGCAUUGGGAAGCCCAAUGGCAGGAGUUCCUGAGGACACUGCAGCCCCUUCACACAGGAGGGGGGAAAUCAGUGAUGUCAGAGAUGGCGCCAUGGGAUGACACCAAGGCCUUCCUGGCCUCCUUUGAGCAAGUGGCCAAGGCCUUUCGGUGGCCUAGAGGAGAGUGGGCGGCCCGGCUCUUGCCAGCCCUGAGUGGGGAAGUAGAAGAGGCCUUUCGGAGCCUGGAAGCCAGAGAUCAGGAGGACUAUGGGAAAGUGAAGGCGGCCAUCUUGCGAGGGGAAGCCCUGAGGAUGGAGGCGCAGCGCCAGCACUUCAGGCAAUUCUGCUGCCAGGAGGUCAGAGACCCCCGAAGGAUCCACAGCCAAAUCCAGGAGCUUUGCCGACAGUGGCUGAAGCCGGAGAGACACAGCAAGGAGCAGAUCCUGGAGCUGCUGAUCCUGGAGCAGUUCCUGGCCAGCCUGCCAGUGGACCUCCAGGGCUGGAUCCGGGCAGGAGGGCCGGACACCUGCUCCCAGGCCGUGGCCCUGGUGGAGGACUUCCUCACGAGCCAGAAGGAGGCCGAGACCGGACAGUGGCAGCAGGAAUUGAUGGAUCCCAAGGAAACUAGCUUGUCUUUGCACCUAGUCAGGCCGUGUUCAUCCCAGCCAGGCCAAAAGACUAUAGUCUGGCAAGUCCAGCCGGAGGAUGGUGAGAGCAUUGAUCCCAUGGGUGACGAGAAGGGAAAUCAAGUCAAGAUGGAGAAUUCUCAGUGUGGAGGAAAUGAGCCUGAGGACAUGCCUAGGACAACCCCACAGAUAAGUCAAGCGAAUGUGCUGGAGACAGCUGAGAUGCACGAGGAAGGAUUUAAAUCCGAAGAGGGACGGGGGAACCAGCCAGUGAAGAGAGAGAAUGAUUGUCAUGAGCUCACAGAAGGUCUUACAGCUGUGAUUAUCCAGGCUUCCGAAAUAAACGUUAGGGAUAAAUUGCCCUUGUUUUCCAAAUAUGGUAGAAGGCAUCACUACACAUCAGAGCUUGAUAUGAUACAAACCAAGGAGGACUAUCAAGAAUAUUCCAUGUCAGAGGAAAACCUUCUGCAAAAUUCAUGCUUUGAUCAGUAUCAGAGAAUUAUAACAGGAGGGAAUGAACCCUACUUCUCUGAACAUGGAAAAGGGGGUGAUUUUAACAAAUACCAGAGUAACCACCCAGAAGAGAAACCCAAUAACUCUACUGAGUGCUGGAAGAGCUUUAGUUAUACAAAGUUAUUAAAUAGUAAUCUAGAAAUUCAAAGUGAAGGGCAACCAUAUGAAUGUUUCCAUUGUAGCAAAUGCUUCAGCCAGAGAGAACAUUUGAUAAACCACCAGCAACUUCAUACUGGAGAGAAAAGGCAUGAAUGUCCCCAGUGUGGGAAACUCUUCACUUUAAAGCAAGCAUUAGUGAAACACCAAGAAAUUCAUACUGGAGAGAAACCAUUCAAGUGUUCUCAGUGUGGGAAAUGCUUCAGCGACAGAGGCGUGCUGAAGGUACAUCAGAGAAUCCAUACUGGGGAGAAGCCGUACAAAUGUUCUCAGUGUGGGAAAUGCUUCAGAAAGAGUGGGAACUUGAUGUGCCAUCAAAGGAUCCAUACCGGAGAGAAACCCUACAAGUGCCCUCAGUGUGGGAAAUGCUUCCGAGAAAGAGCAAAGUUGAAAAUCCACCAGAGGAUUCAUACUGGAGAGAAACCGUACAAGUGCCCUCAGUGUGGGAAAAGUUUCAGCCGGAGUGAAAAUUUGAAAAACCACCAGAGAAUUCAUACUGGAGAAAAGCCGUAUACGUGUUCUGAGUGUGGGAAAAGUUUCAAUCAGGGUGGACAUUUGAAAAAACAUCAGCGAAUUCAUACCGGAGAGAAACCAUACAAAUGUUCUCAGUGUGGAAAAUGGUUCUGUCAUAGAGGAGAUCUGAGGAAACAUGAGAGAAUUCAUGCUGACCAUGUGAAAGUUGUUGUGUGAGAAAAACGUCAAGUCACUGAUUAUCAGAGAAUGAUUAUUACAGAAUCCAUGCAGGAAAGGAACCAUUCAAAUGCCUGAAGUGUGGGAGGAACGUCUCUUGGACAGAUUGGUUCAUCAAACAUAAGAACUCACAGGGGUCAGAGACCUUAUGAAAGUGUGGAAUAAGUUUCGUUCUGAAAGAUGCAAUUAUUAUGCUUCAGAGAGAAUCCCAAAGAAUAUCCCAUGGGGAAUGGGAUGGGAUGGGGGAAUUUUCCACGAAAAGCCAUACCUAAGUGCUGGUAAGAAAAUGUAGAUAGGAAUGAAGUCAGCUCAGAGAAGCUCCCAACAAAGACAUUGACUGGGUUCAGACAACACGAUAACCAAUGUUGGUUUAAAUAGUCGACAGUUGGCUAUUUAACCCACCAUGGGUUAUCGUGUUGUGUGGAGGGAGUAUUUUAACCAAUGGCUGGUUAUUUGGCUGAAAUAACCAAUGUGAAUAACCAAUAUUGUGCAGAGUUGGCUAUUUGAACCACCAUUGGUUAUCGUGUUGUGUGGAGGGCACCGAUGGUUAUUUCUUCAGCCACCGUUGGUUAUUUCAUUAGCCACAGAGUCGCAAGGCAAGAGCGGUCAAAGCAGUGGCUGCCAUUCUAGUCCAGUCGGCAGCUUAGAUUUUCGGAAGCAAUGGCUGAUGGGAUACUAGCGGGAGGACUGAGGGGGGGAUGAGUGAGUCAUCUCAGCGUGGAGUAAUAGUCAACUCAAUGCUGAUCCUAAUCCACAUCACAGUUGAUUAUUAUCAUGUUAUGUGGGGAGUACCCCCUAGAUAAUCAGCCUGACAGUUGUUUAUUACCCCACCGUUGACUAUUGUGUUGUCUGAGCACAGCCAUUUUUUUAUUGGACAUCAGAGUAGCCAAAGAAAAGGAUGAGGAUGUCAUCAUAAGUAAUGUAUUUCCCACAGUGAGGAAGAAUAUAUAUAUAUACAGAUCAGAUGAAUGCCCUGGCAGUGAUGUUAAUAAUAAAGGGGUAAUUAACUCUUCCAGCAAAUCUCUAUAAAAGGAGCAAAAGGAGUAUUUCAUUGCCAUCUUCACAUGGACAUACAUGGUUUUCUAGUGAUGGCAGUACGUUCAAUCACACACUUGAAAAGGCUAUUCUCUAUAUGGGAAUUACUCAAUUUAGCAAAUAUAUUGUGGGGUGGGAGGGAAAUGGAGAACAGAUGAAAAAAAAGUCAUACCAAGGACAUAAUUUUCUCACAGUGGACGCACUGUUCCGUGGUUCAUUUUCAUUAAAACUGCCUGAAUAAAUCUCUUACUUUACUACCGCCAA
Molecule: messenger RNA, 3346 nt
Organism: Elgaria multicarinata webbii
Lineage: Eukaryota; Metazoa; Chordata; Lepidosauria; Squamata; Anguidae
Product: zinc finger protein 397-like
Exons: 4
Coding region: 41-2047 (668 amino acids)
Biological process (GO): regulation of transcription by RNA polymerase II
Molecular function (GO): RNA polymerase II cis-regulatory region sequence-specific DNA binding; DNA-binding transcription factor activity, RNA polymerase II-specific
Source: RefSeq, a predicted model, not a curated record